Messenger RNA from Eutrema salsugineum, 2527 nucleotides. RefSeq names its product probable LRR receptor-like serine/threonine-protein kinase At4g30520. Gene Ontology annotation, biological process: protein phosphorylation. NCBI's taxonomy places the organism in Eukaryota, Viridiplantae, Streptophyta, Magnoliopsida, Brassicales, Brassicaceae. The record is from RefSeq and is a predicted model, not a curated record. Gene Ontology annotation, molecular function: protein kinase activity; protein binding; ATP binding.
AUCAGCUUCCCCUGAUUCUCUCUCCCCACAACUCUCUCUCUCCUCUUUUGUUUUGCCUCUGUAUCUCUCUCUCUCUCUCUCUCACUCUCUCUACAUCAUUUAAACGUCUCAUGUUUCACCUUCUUUACUUAAGCCAACAAACUCAUACAUCUCCUGUGAGAGAGACUGUUGGAGACGAAGGGAGAAAGAAAGACUUCUUCUUUGAUAGACCCGAGAUUUCUUCUUUUUAAAAAUAAAGCAGAGAUUUUUUUUCUUUCUUUUCUUGUUUGCUUUUGCUUUCUCUUCUUUUCCUAUGUGUGUUUGUGGGCACAAACCCAAAAGAAAAGUAAAUGUUGUCUCCCUUCUCUUCUGAAUUUUUCUUCUUUACUUCUCUCAUAGCUAAAGCUUCCAUUAUGGUAAUUUCUUUACAAGGAAGACGAUGAUGACUCAACUUCAUCUCCUCUACUUGUUCUUGUUUCUCUCUUUCUCUACUCUUACUCUCUCUUCCGAGCCCAGAAACUCUGAAGUGGAGGCGUUAAUAAAUAUAAAGAAUGGUUUGCAUGAUCCUCAUGGAGCUUUGAACAACUGGGACGAAUUUUCAGUUGAUCCUUGUAGCUGGGCUAUGAUCACUUGCUCCCCCGACAACCUCGUCACUGGCCUAGGAGCGCCUAGCCAAUCUCUGUCGGGAAGUUUAUCUGAGUCAAUCGGUAACCUCACAAAUCUCCGACAAGUGUUAUUGCAGAAUAACAACAUCUCCGGCAAAAUCCCACCGGAGCUCGGUUUACUUCCCAAAUUACAAACUUUGGAUCUCUCCAACAACCGAUUCACCGGCGAAAUCCCCGUUUCCGUUGAGCAGCUAAGCAGCCUUCAAUAUCUGAGACUGAACAACAACUCAUUGUCUGGGCCCUUCCCUGCCUCUUUGUCUCAAAUUCCUCAUCUCUCCUUCUUGGACUUGUCUUACAACAAUCUCAGUGGUCCUGUUCCUAAAUUCCCAGCCAAGACUUUCAAUGUUGCUGGGAAUCCAUUGAUUUGUAGAAGCAGCCCACCUGAGAUUUGUUCUGGAUCUAUCAAUGCAAGUCCUCUUUCUGUUUCUUUGAGCUCCUCUUCGGGACGCAAGUCAAAUAGAUUGGCGAUAGCGCUCGGUGUAAGCCUUGGCUUUGUUGUGUUACUAAUCCUUGCUCUCGGGUCCUUUUGUUUGUACCGAAAGAAACAAAGAAGGCUACUGAUCCUUAACUUGAACGACAAGCAAGAAGAAGGGCUUCAAGGACUUGGGAAUCUAAGAAGCUUCACAUUCAGAGAACUCCAUGUAUCUACAGAUGGUUUCAGUUCCAAGAACAUUCUCGGCGCUGGAGGAUUCGGUAAUGUGUAUAGAGGAAAGCUUGGAGACGGGACAAUGGUGGCAGUGAAGCGGUUGAAAGAUAUCAAUGGAACUUCAGGGAAUUCACAGUUUCGUACCGAGCUAGAGAUGAUUAGCUUAGCUGUUCAUAGGAAUCUGCUUCGGUUAAUCGGUUAUUGCGCAACUUCUGGUGAAAGGCUUCUUGUUUAUCCAUACAUGCCUAAUGGCAGCGUCGCCUCUAAGCUUAAAUCUAAACCGGCAUUGGACUGGAACAUGAGGAAGAGGAUAGCGAUUGGUGCAGCGAGAGGUUUGUUGUAUCUACAUGAGCAAUGUGAUCCCAAGAUCAUUCACAGAGAUGUCAAAGCUGCUAAUAUUCUCUUGGACGAGUGCUUUGAAGCUGUUGUUGGUGACUUUGGGCUUGCGAAGCUUCUUAACCACGAGGAUUCUCAUGUCACAACCGCGGUUCGUGGCACGGUUGGCCACAUUGCACCUGAAUAUCUCUCCACCGGUCAGUCUUCUGAGAAAACCGAUGUGUUUGGUUUUGGUAUACUCUUGCUAGAGCUCAUAACCGGAUUGAGAGCUCUUGAGUUUGGUAAAACCGUUAGCCAGAAAGGAGCUAUGCUUGAAUGGGUGAGGAAAUUGCACGAAGAGAUGAAAGUAGAGGAAUUGGUGGACCGAGAACUCGGGACUAACUACGAUAAGAUUGAGGUUGGAGAGAUGUUGCAAGUGGCUUUGCUAUGCACACAAUAUCUUCCGGCUCAUCGGCCUAAAAUGUCUGAAGUGGUUUUGAUGCUUGAAGGCGAUGGAUUAGCUGAGAAAUGGGCUGCUUCGCAUAACCAUUCACAUUUCUACCAUGCCAAUAUCUCUUUUAAGACAAUCUCAUCUCUGUCUACCACUUCUGUCUCAAGGCUUGAAGCACAUUGCAAUGAUCCAACUUAUCAAAUGUUUGGCUCUUCGGCUUUCGAUGAUGACGAUGACCAACAGCCUUUAGAUUCAUUCGCCAUGGAAUUAUCCGGUCCUAGAUAACACAGAGAACUCAAGAAAGACACAAAAAGAUAUCAUUUUUCGAUGGAAAUGCUCUACACUUUUAGUUAUAAUAUAGACAUGUAUAUGUUGGUGAUGAUGAAAAUCUCUCUACAGUUUGAGAUUCUGUGUUCGUUAUGUUAAUGUAUAUAUUAACUUUUUGGAAGGUAUUUUUUCUUGUGAGUUUCA